Molecule: messenger RNA, 1966 nt
Organism: Cuscuta europaea
Lineage: Eukaryota; Viridiplantae; Streptophyta; Magnoliopsida; Solanales; Convolvulaceae
Source: the annotation of a GenBank genome assembly
CGUGAGACCACUCUAAACAACAAUAAUGAAACAAAACACUAUUCUCCUCAGAUUCAUCAUACUCAUACUAUCCAGUUAUGGCAUUGCCAUAUGUAACCUUUGCUCUACCAACCCUUUCCCCACCCCCCUUCUAGAACCUAAUGGUUCAUCAUCACUGAGGGGGGACCUAAAACUGGAGGGGUACCUUAGCUUUGACCAUAUUGACCAUGCAGCCAAGGACUUUGGGAACACACACCAUUUCCUCCCAGCAGCAGUGUUAUACCCCAAAUCGGUUUCGGACAUCUCUUCGGUGAUCAAACACGUCUCCGGUUUGGGGCUCACUGUUGCUGCGAGAGGGCGCGGGCACUCGCUGCAAGGGCAGGCACAGGCUAACAAUGGUGUGGUGAUCCACAUGGAAUCGCUCCGCAUGCCGCGAAUGCGAUUCCUAACCGUGGGGAACAACUUCUCCUAUGUUGAUGUCUCAGCUGGGGAGCUGUGGAUAAACCUCCUGCAUGAAAGCCUUAAACACGGGCUUACCCCCAAAUCUUGGACUGAUUAUCUUCACUUAUCCAUUGGGGGCACUCUGUCUAAUGCUGGGAUUAGCGGCCAAGCAUUCCGGCAUGGCCCCCAGAUCAACAAUGUUUACCAGCUUGAGGUUGUCACAGGAAUAGGAGAAGUCACGACUUGUUCAGAGGAACAGAAUACUGAACUGUUCAACGCUGUACUUGGAGGACUUGGACAAUUUGGUAUCAUCACUAGAGCAAGAAUUGCCCUUCAACCAGCACCCAAUAUGGUUAGGUGGAUACGAGUUCUAUAUUCAGAUUUUGCCAAAUUUGCCAAGGACCAAGAGGCCCUCGUAUCAUCAAAGGAUUCUUUUGAUUAUGUUGAAGGGUUUGUAGUAAUUAAUAGAUCCGGUCUGGUCAGUAGCUGGAGGUCUACUUUUGAGCCUAAGGACCCGGUUCAAGCCACCCAGUUCAGUUCUGAAGGAAAAACGCUCUUCUGCUUAGAGGUUGCCAAGUACUUCAAUCCAGAGGAGGCUAGUUUUCUGGAGAAGAAGAUUGACAGCCUUCUAUCAAAGCUAAACUACAUAAGCUCCACGCUCUUCCAUACAGAAGUUCCUUAUGUGGACUUUCUGGAUAGAGUGCACACUUCAGAGAUGAAACUCCGGGAAAAAGGAUUGUGGGAGGUCCCACACCCAUGGCUGAACCUUAUGAUUCCAAAGACGAAAAUCCAUGCGUUUGCUAAAGAGGUUUUCGGAAACAUUUUCACUGACACUAGCAAUGGCCCCAUUCUCAUUUACCCUGUCGAUAAAUCUAAGUGGAAGAAGGGGACAUCUUUGGUUACUCCUGAGGAUAAUAUUUUCUACCUAGUAGCAUUUUUGAGCUCUGCAAACCCAUCAUCUACUGGGAAAGAUGGACUGCAACACAUCCUUUUACAAAACAGAAGAAUUUUAGAAUUCUGCACAAAGGACAAGAUUGGGAUGAAACAAUACUUGCCCCAUUACAACACUAGGGAGGAGUGGAGAACUCAUUUUGGCAGCCAGUGGGAGACCUUUGUCAAAAGGAAAUCCCUUUAUGACCCGUUGGCAAUCCUGGCUCCUGGACACAGAAUUUUCCGAAGAAUAUCUUAGUGGACGAGCCCAAUGAUGAAUGAAUAUCUUAGUGCACAGAUCUGUUAGCAUACCAGAAUAGUUAUAAACUUAUAAUGCAUUAAUUUGUUGUGAAAAGUGUACUUCUAGUGUAGAUAGAUAAGCACAUAGAAUAUAUUAUGGGAAGAAAAUAACUUUGCACCAUAACGUUUAAUUUAAUAUUCGGAUCGUUAAAUCAUGGGUGAGUACCCCAAGCCCCAAAACAGGGUCAUUUCUCUUGGAAACUCUACACCACAUAAUUAUAACAAACCUCAGUUUUUGGAUUUGGGGUACAAAAUCAAUUAUUCAACAAAUGGGUAUAGAAUCCUUUAUCAAAGUACAUGACUUGCAAACCCAAAU